GCCACCCCUCCCCAAGCUACAGACAAUGAAACUGCCACUUGACCCAGGGAGAAGGGACAAGGGCAUUUGAGCGCCACCCCCCCCCCCCUCGCCUUGGCAGAAUAAACCCAGUGUCCCCCCUGGUGCCGGGCUGAGCUGUAUUGUGUGUGUGGUGCCAGGAGUCCCUGUACCCAUGGGGGCGGGGGGGGGGGGCGGCGGGGGCAGAGCCAGCUCUGCCCGAGGUUACUAGGCCACCCGCGUCCCCAGGUUUCCUGGGGGACCGCAGGGGGGCAGGGCAGGGCAGGCUUAGAGGCUGCCUCGAGCCCUGGUUCCGGGAAGAGAGUCUCAGCGGCGCCCCCCCCCCCAAUCGGAAUAUGGGCGGGGGCGGGGCUAGUAUGCUAAUUGGCGGUCGCCGAUUGGUUCAGCCUCGGGGGCGGGGCAUUCGGGGCUGACCUCUUCCCUGGCUCGGCCGCCCUCUGGCCAGUAGAGAGUGAAUCUCCUUCACGGGUGGAGCCGGGCGCCUCGCAGCCGCAGCCGCAGCCGCCCCCGCCCCCGCCACGGCCAGCAGGGUCAUGCCGCCGCCCCCCUCCGCGGAGCCCCCGGGCCAGCGCGCCAAGGACCAGGAGACCCUGGAGGCCUACCGCCUGGGGCCCCUUCUGGGCAAGGGUGGCUUUGGCUCGGUCUUCUCUGCGCACCGCCGGGCUGACCGCCUGCAGGUUGCUGUGAAGCUGAUCCCACGGAGCCGCGUCCUGGGCUGGGCCCCCCUGUCUGACUCGGGCCCAUGCCCACUGGAGGUGGCCCUGCUGAGAAAGGUCGGGGCUGGGGGUGGUCAUCGGGGUGUGAUCCAGCUGCUGGAUUGGUUUGAGACCCCAGAGAGUUUCGUGCUGGUGCUUGAGCGGCCAGAACACGGCCAGGAUCUGUUUGACUAUAUCACUGAGCGGGGCCCCCUGGGAGAGGGCCACUGCCGGCGAUUCUUCAGCCAGGUGGUAGCUGCUGUGCGCCAUUGCCAUGCCCGAGGUGUAGUCCACCGAGACAUCAAGGAUGAGAACAUCCUGGUGGACCUGAGGAGGGGUGAGGUGAAGCUCAUUGACUUUGGUUCUGGUGCCCUGCUCCGGGAGGAGCCCUACACCGACUUCGAUGGAACAAGGGUCUACAGCCCCCCAGAAUGGAUCUCUCAGCAGCUGUACCAUGCACUCCCAGCCACUGUGUGGUCCUUAGGCAUCCUCCUUUAUGACAUGGCCUGUGGUGACAUCCCCUUUGAACACGAUCGGGAGAUCCUGGGUGCUCGCCUUCGAUUCCACUGCCGUCUUUCCCCAGGUUGCAAGGCCCUGAUACGACGUUGCCUGGCCCCUGACCCUGCCAACCGGCCCUCUCUGGAGCAGAUUCUUUGGGACCCCUGGAUGCAGGAUGGGGAGGAUCACUUAGCACUCCCUUCGGAAAUUGUGCCUCCUCCCUCCCGUGAUAGUACUGCCUCCUGUGGUGCCAGUAGCCCAGAGUGGCCCCUUUCUAACAGUGUGCAGGAAUGGAGCAUGUAUACUUGUGGUCCCCAGAAUGGGAGCAGCUUUUUGAGGCUGCCAUGUUGACCUGGUUUUACAGGUUGCUUUGAGAUCCUCCUCUGUACCUAACCCAAGGGACAGAGAAAGACCUUUAGCUACCUUCUGGCUCUUGGGGGUGAAUGGGGCCUUUUUCCACACUAGCCACUCCCUUCCCCUUCCCCCUUUCCUCCCUAGGCGGUUGUUUGUAGAAAUCCUGAGGUUGGGGUAGAAAAGGCUGGGAGCUUGAGCCCUCUUGGCUCCUUCAAACCCAGCUAUUUCCUUGUGCCCAGCUGCUCUCCGUUGCCCUCGACAUCGCCCCUGCAUGACCGGAGGGCAGCCUGUGUUGUUGAUUGCCCAGUGAGGUCGGCUUCUCCACCAUCCCCCUCUGACGGCCACCGCCGCCUCCCAAGCUGUGCAAAUCCUUCGGGCACACCGGCCACCGGCUAGAGGAUGCCCAGGCAGGGAAGGGUGGGCAGGUGCUGGUCAGCCGGCUCUCUCACCCGCUGGAUGUGAAUGUCACAUUAAACGAACCCCCUGCAACCCCA
This is a messenger RNA of Monodelphis domestica (gray short-tailed opossum), 2059 nucleotides long. RefSeq names its product Pim-2 proto-oncogene, serine/threonine kinase (gene PIM2). The record is from RefSeq and is a predicted model, not a curated record. Gene Ontology annotation, cellular component: cytoplasm. Gene Ontology annotation, biological process: protein autophosphorylation; negative regulation of apoptotic process; regulation of mitotic cell cycle. Lineage: Eukaryota; Metazoa; Chordata; Mammalia; Didelphimorphia; Didelphidae. Gene Ontology annotation, molecular function: protein serine/threonine kinase activity; ATP binding.